AUGGCCGAAAAGACUCGGAUACCCGAAUCGGCACAACCGGAUGAUGCCGUGGGAUAUUUGGCCCAUGCAGAGACAAACAUUGAGAUCAAUUAUGCCGCCGUCAUGGGAUUGAAAAGGGAUCUUAGUCUCACAGGCAACGAGUUUUCCAACACGGCCACCUGGUUUUUCAUUACCUACUUGAUCGCCGAGGUACCUAAUGUGUAUUUUUUACAAAAAGUUCCAGCAGCAAAGUGGUUGGGUGUGAAUGUCUUCCUAUGGGGUGUUGCUGCUGCUGCUUCAGCUGGUAGCCAGAAUUAUGGGGGUCUUCAGUUCUAUACCCGCAGUGAACAAGCCCCUCGCUUUAUGUUCUGGUAUACAGGGUUGGGUGUAGCUCAGAUCCUUGGUGGUAUCAUCUCCUAUGGGUUCCAACAUGUCCAGAAUACGAGCAUAGAUGGCUGGCGCAUCAUGUUCCUGGUGAUGGGCCUGGUCACUAUGCUUGUAGGUGUAUUGUCAUUUUUCUUUAUUCCCGAUACCCCAAUCAAAGCUUCCUGGCUGUCUGAUAGCGAGAAGGUCGCUCUGUUACAGCAUGUCGGUGAGAACAAGACUGGAGUAUGGAGCUCCAAGGUGAAUAUGAAGCAAAUAUGGGAGGCCUUGAUGGACAUACAGCUCUGGCUCUUGACUUUGACAACUAUCCUGAUCUCAAUCUCAAGUGGAGUAGUCACCACAUAUUCCGCAACCCUCAUAUCAGGCUUCGGCUUUUCAGGUCCUAUAUCAGCCCUCCUGAAUACACCAUCUGGUCUGAUUAGUAUCGUCUUCACCCUAGUUGUCGGGUAUGGAAUCCGCAAGUUUUCCCACCGCUGGGCCUGGCUUGUCUUCUGUACAAUCCCAGGUAUCAUCGGCGGUGGACUCAUGUCAUUCCUACCCAAGUCUAAUACUGCCGGUGUACUUAUGGGUCUCUACCUGGUGAAUGCUAUCGUUGCAACUCUUCCUAUUCUAUAUCAGUGGACCAUGGCCAACUGCGCAGGUCAUACCAAGCGCGCCUUUGCAAGCGCCCUCGUCGCCGGGUCCUUCUCUGUUGGGAACAUUAUUGGGCCGCAGACUUUCCAGGCUAGCGAUGCACCAGAGUAUCAGCCUGCUAAGAUUUCUGUUCUUGCGACGCAAGCUGCUGCGGCGGUUGUGGCUGUUGCGCUUUUCUUGUACUACAUGUGGGAGAAUCGGCAACGCGAUAAGAAGCAGGGAGUUGAGAACGAGGCUGUAGCUGAUGAGAAGUGGGCCGGACUUACUGAUAAACAGAACUCUUCUUUUCGGUACGUUUACUAG
This is a messenger RNA of Penicillium malachiteum, 1299 nucleotides long. RefSeq lists its product as uncharacterized. Gene Ontology annotation, molecular function: transmembrane transporter activity. The transcript has 5 exons. Bases 1 to 1299 code for a protein of 432 amino acids. NCBI's taxonomy places the organism in Eukaryota, Fungi, Ascomycota, Eurotiomycetes, Eurotiales, Aspergillaceae. Gene Ontology annotation, biological process: transmembrane transport. The record is from RefSeq and is a predicted model, not a curated record. Gene Ontology annotation, cellular component: membrane.